Messenger RNA from Periophthalmus magnuspinnatus, 1301 nucleotides. Its product is annotated as FERM domain-containing protein 6. Bases 1 to 1290 code for a protein of 429 amino acids. NCBI's taxonomy places the organism in Eukaryota, Metazoa, Chordata, Actinopteri, Gobiiformes, Gobiidae. The record is from RefSeq and is a predicted model, not a curated record. Gene Ontology annotation, cellular component: cytoplasmic side of apical plasma membrane; cytoskeleton. The transcript is spliced from 13 exons. Gene Ontology annotation, biological process: positive regulation of hippo signaling.
AUGAAGUCUAAGGCAAAGCAUCAAGUGUGUGUCUUCUUACCCAAUAAGCAGCGUCUGGACUGUAGCUCUGGGUUGAAAAGUCGAGGCCAGGAUCUGUUGUCUGAAGUGCUGGAGCAGCUGGAAAUCAGUGGACUGCAGAUCUUUGGCUUGGCUAUUCUCAGAGAUAAUGAAUACCUCUUCAUUGAUUUGGAGCAAAAGUUAUCAAAGUAUUUAGGGCAAAGGUGGACAAAAGCGCCUAAAAUGGGCCCUUCCAUCUUGUUUCUGCGGGUUCAGUACUAUUUAGACAGUGGACGACUGAUACAAAGCGGGAGGGAGCUGCGGCUUUACUACACUGCUCUGCGACAGAAGGUGCUGCGUUCACAGAGCCGCCAGCAGGAGGACCUCUUCUUCCAGCUGGCAUCUCAUGCGCUCCAGGCUGAAGUCGGAGAUUUCGAGAUCCAAGGAAAACACAAACAUUACUUUCUUCCUGAAGAUUAUUUCCCCUCUUGGCUUAUAAAAAAAAGAGGAAGAAACUACCUGCUGCAGCACAGUCCAAAGUUGCACGAAGAACUGAGAGGAUUGCCAAAAAGAGAGGCUCUUCUGGAGUUUGUGAAGCUGGCCAACACAGUAGAGGACGUGCCAGUGACUCUAUACAAGAUGAGACAGAACAAGAAAGAACAGAAAUUUUCCAUCAUUUUUGGUGUAUGGUCAAAUGGAGUCUGCCUUUAUCAGAACGUGGAGGGGAAACAGUGUUUGUUGCAUGAGUUUACUUGGACAGAUUUGGAGCAUGUCUCUUUCCAAGGCUGCCGGUUUGAGAUCCAUGCAGUGGGCUCCCUGUGCCUGCCUAAGUUGGUGUUUCACAGUCAGUCUGCCCUCCACAGCGCACUCGUCCUAAAGCACCUCAGAAACAGUCACCGCUUCACCAUCUCAGUCAGAGACGCACUGAGCCACGUCCGACAGAUGGAGCAGAUCCAAGCCUGUUGUUUGUACAGGGAGGCUUACAUCUGUGACACAGCUCUUCUGAUGCAGAAACUUCACUGUUCAAUGCCCUCCUCCACCGACGGCUCCAUUGAACUGGAAACAGUCACAGAAGAGGAAGAGGAGCAGAACUGUGAAGAGGACUUGAGUGUGCAGGAGUCAGAGGAGGUUUUUGUUGAUAGUCCAGAUGACGUGUUGUGGCUGGCCGAGCUGCUUUCUGAAGUCUCUGUGGAUGGACCUUUAGUGUUACCCACAUCGGCUUGGACUGCCGUCACUAUGGAAAUGAAGCAGGUUUUGAAAAAAAAAUCUGACAUUGGAAUUUCUGUGGACUAAGACGGGGAAGG